GUUGACACAAUGUCUGCCUGAAAAAAAAACUGGUGGGCUUUAUGUCUACAUGAAAUACAACAAUAAAAAUCGCAACAUAUUGACAUUAUUCGAGAAAAUUAGCAAUGACCCUGAAUUCGCCGUAGUUUUGGCAAAUUGUAAAUAAUCCAUCACAAUUAAAUCAAUUUCAUAUUCGCAAAAAAUCACCAGUAUCACAAGCUACAAGAAUUGUAUAAAAACUCCCACGGCAGCCGAAUUCAUUAUCAGUUAUCUGCUAACUUCAAUUACUUCAACUCCAAAAAGAAGAAAUCCCAAAUUCAACAUGGCAUUCAAAUUUGUAGCAUUCUUUGCCCUCUUGGCUGUGGCCAGUGCUGGUUAUGUUGCUCCAGUUACCACUUAUGCUGCAGCUCCCGUCGUAACCAAAGUGGUUAAUCCUUCAGUGGAUGCUGUUGCCUCUACUCAACAGAACGUUGUUCGUUCUUUUGCUGGUACCGUUUCGCAUUACUCCAAAUCGGUGAAUACUCCCUACUCCAGUGUCCACAAGGUAGAUACUCGCAUCAACAAUAAUGUCUACACUCCUGCUGUUGCCAAGACCUUGUCCUAUGCUGCUGCCCCUGCUGUCCACACCUAUGCUGCCGCUCCCGCCGUCCAUACUUAUGCUGCCGCCCCAGCUGUUCAUACAUACGCCGCUGCACCAGCUGUCCACACCUAUGCUGCCUCCGCUCCUGUCUACUCCCAUGCCGUUCCAGCUGUUGCUCCAGUUGUUAAGCACGCCAUCACUUAUUCUCCCGCCGAAACUGUAGCCCAUGUAAACUUUGAUGGUUUCGGUGCCCAUUGGGGAUACUAG
Messenger RNA from Musca domestica (house fly), 826 nucleotides. RefSeq names its product cuticle protein LPCP-23. The transcript has a single exon. The record is from RefSeq and is a predicted model, not a curated record. Bases 302 to 826 code for a protein of 174 amino acids. NCBI's taxonomy places the organism in Eukaryota, Metazoa, Arthropoda, Insecta, Diptera, Muscidae.